This is a messenger RNA of Drosophila eugracilis, 336 nucleotides long. RefSeq lists its product as uncharacterized. Lineage: Eukaryota; Metazoa; Arthropoda; Insecta; Diptera; Drosophilidae. The record is from RefSeq and is a predicted model, not a curated record. The coding region runs from base 1 to 336 and encodes 111 amino acids. The transcript is spliced from 2 exons.
AUGCGGGAGCAGGUCCUUUACGAGGUAUGUCUGGAGGAAUGUGAUGUGGGCACUUUGUUCGCCCUUGAUGCGUUAGAUGGCCAAGUAUUCUCAGAUAAUCAUUAUCAAGUAGUCGGCGUGGACUGUAAGGAAAAUGAGGCCGUCAGUUGUAUGAUGAUUAAAUGUCCGGCUGACAGAUUUUGUCCAGCGGAAAACUUUUGUUAUAAUCCCAAAUGUGUUUGCCGAAAAGGAUUUCGGCGACAUGGUGGAAUCUGUGUGCCAAAACACGACUCCCUGCAUCUGAGUAAAGCAACUUUGGAUACGGCUCUGCUGGAAAUUCCCUACAGAGAGUUUUAA